UAUAAACUACCAUCUUCCUAUCUAUCGGUCAUGCAUGCACCACGGACACAUGUCCACCCAUGAAUCACGAGCCCAGGCUCCCAUGGUUUAUGAGCCCAGGCUCAGGGCCCAGGCCCAUGUUACGAUGAUGAGUCCAGGCUCUUAUGGGCCCAGGCCCAUUGGAGAAUUCCUUCACGGUUCGUACUUGCCGACAACUAGCAUGUUAAGUUGCAAAGUUUAUGAAUGAAUUAAAUAUGAUGUUUUAUUGAAUGUUUUACCCAUUCUAUUCUCCCUGUGUUAUUAAAUAAAAUGAAUUGAAAUGAAUUUACGCUGCUAGAAUAGUUCGUUACUGAGUCUUCGACUCACCGUUUUCGUUUUCUGUUUUAGGUACUGAUGGGGACGAUGGACACGAGUAGUGGCGAGGAAUUUCACGUGAAUAAUAUUCACCUAGUUUAUGCUUAAAGUUUUAAUAGUUUUAAUUAAAGACUUUUAGUAAGUUAUGCACUUUUAUUUUGAUAAUAUAAAGGAUUAUUAUAUAUAUUUUGGAGUAUUUAAAGGCUUAUGAUUGAUGUUAAAGGAAGUUACGGCAGGUAAUGUCCCGACCAAUUAGGGUAAUUCCGCUGCUAAUUAUGCUUUAAUAAUUGAAUUAGAGGUCGGGGCGUUACAGUUUGGUAUCAAGAGCAAAGGUUCUGGACCAUAAGUGCUAAACCUUACGGGUUUUCGCACGAAUAGAAUUCAUUAGGCUUUAAGUAAAGAAUUUUAAGGAAUGAGUUAAAAAGAAUUUUCUAAAAUCUUGCUAAGUUAAAAUGAAUAUGAGGGUGAGUGUAGGAACGGGAUCAAAGGGUUUAUUUUAUAUUAUUAUUUCGCUUCAAUCUGAUAAGAUAUGUUAUGCAAAAUGUCGACCAUUGAUGCUAUCAACGAUGUUACCAACGGAGCUCGCAACGAGCAUCAUGUUCACGAUGAUAACGACAUUACUCACGAGGAGUAUGUCCAUGUAAAUGGCCACGAGGAAAGGAUGGAAUGAUUGGAAAAUGUGAGUGCAAUGUUGGCCGAAUUAGUCCAUGAUUCUCGGAAAAAGAAAGAUGUUAGUGGGAACGAGAGCGCAACAAUGUUCAAGAGCUUUUCGUCACUCAACCCACCAUCCUAUGAUGGCAAGCCUGAUCCAGUUGAGUUCGAGGAUUGGAUAAGUCGCAUUGAUUAGUUGUUUCAAACCCUGCAAUGCCGUGAGAAAUGGAGAGUUGAUUUCGCAGUGUUUUACUUGAUGGGUCAAGCAGGAUUAUGGUGGAAAGUUAACAAGGAACGAAAGAAUGGGCCUGGAUUUGGUUGGAACGAACUACAAAAGUUAAUGAGAGACAAGUUUUAUCCACCAUCCUUGAGGAAGCAAAAAGAAGAUGAAUUUCUACACUUGCAACAAGGAACAAUGAGCGUGUUGGAAUACGCAAAUAAGUUCAUGGAGUUGUCAAGGUUUGCACCAGACUUGGUGUCGACAGAGCAGUCCAGGAUGAACCGUUUCGAGCGAGGUCUGCACCUUAAGUACCAGGAUAGGUUGUCCACUCAGAGGUUUACUUCAUACCAGGAUAUGGUUGAUAUUGCAGCUAACGUAGAGCGAGUGGUACUGCUUCGAGAAGCGAAGAAUGUUGGGUAUAAAAGGAGAAAUGAAAACCAGAGUCAAGGAGGAGCAAAGAAGCCUAACCAAGGCUAUUAGGGAAACGAAAGGAGGAACGAUGUUGGAAACAAAGGACAAGGUUAUCGUGGAAACCAGAAUAAUAGGGCACAAGUGUAACGCCCCGACUUUUCGGCUCCUUAAUUAUCGGUAAUUAACCGCACUUAGCUCAUUAUUAGCAGCGGAAUUAGGCAUAAUUAAUUAAUCCUGGGACCUGUGGGUAUGGGCCCACAAAUAAAAUAAUCCUUAAAAACAUUCCAUAAAUAAUACAACUUUCCCAUAAAAUAAAUAUAAAUCAAUAUUCUUAUAACAACCUCAAUAACAGGAUUUCCUUAAUAAAAUUCUCAUCUCGAUAUCCCCAUAAUAAACUACCAACUCCAGUAAUAACUUUGACUUGAGCAACUUGAGCUCCUUAAUCGAACCUGUACACCGUCAUAAAAAUAGAAA
Messenger RNA from Spinacia oleracea (spinach), 2089 nucleotides. RefSeq lists its product as uncharacterized. NCBI's taxonomy places the organism in Eukaryota, Viridiplantae, Streptophyta, Magnoliopsida, Caryophyllales, Amaranthaceae. The coding region runs from base 1241 to 1684 and encodes 147 amino acids. The transcript has a single exon. The record is from RefSeq and is a predicted model, not a curated record.